Triplophysa dalaica is the source of this 3641-nucleotide messenger RNA. It is a transcript of the gene gmip, whose product is annotated as GEM interacting protein. The transcript has 21 exons. Gene Ontology annotation, molecular function: GTPase activator activity. NCBI's taxonomy places the organism in Eukaryota, Metazoa, Chordata, Actinopteri, Cypriniformes, Nemacheilidae. Gene Ontology annotation, cellular component: plasma membrane. Gene Ontology annotation, biological process: activation of GTPase activity; negative regulation of GTPase activity; signal transduction. The record is from RefSeq and is a predicted model, not a curated record. The coding region runs from base 183 to 3308 and encodes 1041 amino acids.
CACCGCUUUAGAGGAAGAGAAGUUGGUGCUGUGAGAGGAGAGGGCAGAGUUAUCGAACACAACAGCUUCUCAUUGUCCUACGUCCAUGUCUGAAGAGAGCUGAGGGCUGACCCAGUUCUGCUGGGCCUCGGGCUUGUUCUGACCGCAUCGUUCUUCAGCGGGUUGGAUGGAGUAACUCCCGGAUGACGAUGAGCUCCUUGUGUGCAGACGGUUCUGUGAUUGAGGACUCAAUGGAUGAGACCCUGGAGACGCCAAAGUUAAGACCACCAAAAAGUCAGGAUGGUUGCCGAUCUUCUGAAACAAAGCGCUACAGUGAGAUAUUACGUGAUUUUGAUGCCAGUAUGAACCUGUCACUAACAUGCUCGACUGUGGAUGAGCUGCUCGACUCAGACUCAAUGUCUAUACCAGACAUCUCGGCAGAUACCACACUGAACACUGACCUGGACGAUACAACAGGAGACGAUGAGUUUGAAGCAAUCUACCAAAAAAGUGAGGAGUGCUUUGUCGGCACAUAUGCCCAGGAUCCAGAUCUCACCCUCUGCCGCUCCGAGGGUGGAGUGGAACUCGCCCUAGGGUACGCCAAAAUGUGGUGCCGCUACGCCAAGGACCUGCUGACUUGGAUGGACAAAAGAAUCAGCCUGGAGCAAGAGUUUGCAAAGAGUAUUAUGAGAGCGGCAGAGGCAGCCAAAUCAUGCAUCGCUCAACAGGAUAUGAUGCCUUUGCAGCAAAUCUAUACCCUUGCCAUGGAUCAUGAUCUCAGGAACAGCACGACAGCCAAACAUACAGCCGAACUUCUGCAACAGCGCUGCUAUCAGGCUCUCUCGGCCAAGAAGAACGAAAUCGAUAAGUGGCGGCGAGAAUUUAAGGAGCAGUGGUCCAAAGAGCAGAAGAGAAUGCAUGAUGCUGUGUCUGCGCUGAAGAGAGCGCGGCAGCAAUAUGUGCAGCGCAGCGAGGAACUGGAGAAAGCCAAAGCCAUGACGGCCAAAGCUGAAGAGGAAACAGGAGGUAACAAGACCCUGGACAAGAGGAGGAAGUCUAGAGAUGAUGCCAAAUCCAAGGUUACAGAAGCUGAGAUGAUUUACAGACAGUGUGUAUGUGAUGCAAACAACCAUCAGGAAGAGCUGGAGAAGGUGAAGCAGAGAAUCAUCGUCCACAUGCGCAAGCUCAUCUGCCAGGGAGACACGGUGUUAAAAGAGGCAACAGUGAACAUGUUUUACUUCCAGCGGCAACAGACUGAGUCGGUUCCUCUGGGUUACCAGAACUUGGAGUUGAGCUGCAGGCCCUGUGAUGCAGGAGAACCCUACUUGUUGUACAUUUCAGGGAAGAGUCUAUCUGGCCAACCUCUUCAGAACUUCAUAUUUCAGGAAUUCAUCCCCCCGGGCAAAAGAUCCCCACCAACAGGCAGGCGUAAACCAAGCAGUGCUCCGAGUUUCCAAGAUUCAUAUGCGCUACCAGAUGAUUUGAAGCACAGCAGCAGUUUAGUAGACGGAAGACGGCCUGGUCACAGUGACAGUGACAGCAAGGGAGGAAGUUCAGAAUCGCUGUCAAGUCCAGCUCAUGGGAACCGUAAGCUGCCCAAAGCCUCCUCCACAGGAACAAUGUCUUCAGACGACCUCGAUGAGAAAGAUGCACUCCAAGAUGCCGAGAGCGAGGAGACUUUAGCCGAAAGCAAUGGAACGCUGGGUAAACCACGAACGGCGUCACGUGCCGCUCUGACUCACAGACUGAGAAAGAUGAAGAGCAAGAUGGUCAAGUGCAAGCAAUGUGACAACUACAUCCUGGUGAACGGGAUUGAGUGUGAGGAGUGUGGCCUUGCAGUCCACAGGAAGUGCCUGGAGGUGUGCCAGAUGGAGUGUGAACACAGGAGAGGUUUCAUCUUCGGGGUGGAGUUCGCCCUGCUGCCCAGAGAGAUUCCAGAUGCUGUGCCCUUCGUUGUCCUUCGCUGCACUGAAGAGAUUGAGAGCAGGGCUCUCACUGUCCAGGGUGUGUACAGAAUCAGUGGCUCCAAACCUCGGAUACUCAAGUUAUGUCAGGCCUUUGAGAUCCAGAAAGACCAAGUUGACCUCAGUGACCUCUCACCACAUGACAUCACCUCUGUUCUCAAGCAUUUUUUCAAAGAGCUUCCAGAGCCAUUACUCACCUUUGACCUCUACAACGAUUUCAUCUACAUGGGCAAAGAGAUUCAGAGGCUGAGUGAGAAGGAACAUGUUGCAGAGACUGCUGGGAUUUCAGAGAGUAUUGUCUGUAAACUCAGAGAUCUUACAGGACGCCUACCUCCGUGCAACCUCAACGCAGUGCAGCACAUGAUGGCCCACUUAAACAAGGUUGCAGAAUAUUAUGAAGAUAACAAAAUGUCCCCUGGAAACCUGGGCAUCAUUUUCGGCCCCACUCUCUUGCGCCCCCUUGUGUCGGGGGACGUAUCGAUGGUCGCGCUUCUGGAAACCAGCUACCAGGCCCUUCUCGUGGAGUUCAUGAUCUCCCGCUAUGACAAAAUCUUUGGUCCCGCGACCAGAUCCAGCACACCCCCUCCACCAGCCCCCACGGCACCUCUUCCAGAAACACCACACCGAGCAUCCUGCCCCCUACCGCCGUCCUCUCAGGACCCCGGAGCCUCGUCCAGAGUACGUCCAUGCUCGAUGGAGAAUCGCACUCUCAAGAGAGAUUCAAGCGAGGGUUAUAUUUCUGACAAGUCAUCGUCCAAUGAGGCAAUGGAUCAGCUGAGCCCAGAGGCCACUGGCAGAGCAGUCCUGGCUAUGAGGGCUACGGCAUCUCCUCAGGGGCAUCUGGAGCUUUCUGCAGAGAAUCACUUGCAAACUCAAUCGAGGGCUCACUUCAGCAGACAGCCGGUGAAGUACUACAGGCAGGGCUCUACAGGAGCACUAUCACAUACAAUGAGAUCCCUGUCAAUGGAGGAGGAGAAUGCCGUGAGGAAAGGCCUUUUAUUGGGAAGUGCAGACAGCAGUCGCAGCUCCUCCCCUGAAUCCCAAAGUCCAGUGAAGCCCCUCUGCCGACUGCACAGUUCAGAAACCCUCGGCCUGCAGAAAAAAACUGGAUACACCCCUGAGAAUCAAACUGCACCCCAUGGAGGGGUAAAAAGGACAGAAUCAGAUGAGGUGGUCAAUGUGGGCCAAAUAGACACGCAAAAUGCCAACCAAUCCAACAACAACCAAGGGAGCCGAGAGAGGCAGCUCCUGUUCCGAUCUCUGAGGAGGCGUCCCACAGAGCAGAGAAGUGCCCAGAAGGUUUUGUCUGGACUGAAGCUCAGACGCAGUGAUUCAGGGAAGGGCGAGCAACUUCAUUUUGUCUGACACUCUUACUGAAGGGAACUAAAACGCUGAUAGUGUUCUUUAAAUUCACUGGAAUUAAUUCCAUUUUAGAUUGUAUUGUAUGUCAUGGACAUUUUUAGUUAAUCCUGCCUUGCUAUAUAUGAGGUGCACUUGUAUUAUACUGUAUCUGUGGCACAGACAAUGGUUUGAAUGUUUGAUAAACAUGGAAUAUAUGAUUACCAAAAAAGGCCACACGUUUUUGUAAAUAGUACCAGUCUUGGUUUUAUGUCCUUUUAUAUUAUUUAUAUCUCAGUUUAAUGUCUUUUAUACUGAUGACUCCUGAAACCUGCCUGGAAAAUAUAAGAUAUAAACAAU